Messenger RNA from Orycteropus afer afer, 1014 nucleotides. RefSeq names its product zinc finger DHHC-type palmitoyltransferase 19 (gene ZDHHC19). The transcript is spliced from 8 exons. NCBI's taxonomy places the organism in Eukaryota, Metazoa, Chordata, Mammalia, Tubulidentata, Orycteropodidae. Gene Ontology annotation, molecular function: protein-cysteine S-palmitoyltransferase activity. Gene Ontology annotation, cellular component: Golgi apparatus; endoplasmic reticulum. Gene Ontology annotation, biological process: peptidyl-L-cysteine S-palmitoylation; protein targeting to membrane. The coding region runs from base 1 to 1014 and encodes 337 amino acids. The record is from RefSeq and is a predicted model, not a curated record.
AUGCCGCUCUUGAAGGAUGCUAUGCCCCUCAUGAAGGAGCCCCCACUACAGGCCCCACUUCCCUGGGUCCUCCCGAGCCUGUUUGCUGCCUUCAAUGUAGUGCUGCUGGUCUUUUUCAGUGGCCUCUUCUUCGCAUUCCCUUGCAGGUGGCUAGCCCAGAACGGGGAGUGGGCUUUUCCCAUCAUUACAGGCCUCCUCUUUGUCCUCACCUUCUUCAGUCUCAUUUCCCUCAACUUCUCAGACCCCGGCAUCUUGCAUCGAGGCUCCGAUGAUCAGGGCCCCAUGAUGGUGCAUGUGGUGUGGGUGAACCACAGGGCCUUCCGCCUGCAGUGGUGCCGAAAAUGCUGCUUCUACCGCCCACCCCGAACCUACCACUGCCCUUGGUGCAACAUCUGUGUGGAGGAUUUUGACCACCACUGCAAGUGGGUCAAUAACUGCAUUGGUUACCGCAACUUCCGCCUCUUCAUGCUGCUCGUGCUGUCCUUAUGCCUCUACUCGGGUGCGAUGUUGGUCACUUGUCUGAUCUACCUGGUGCACACCACCCACCUGCCAUUCUCUAUAGACAAGGCCAUCACCAUCCUGGUGGCUGUACCUGCCACGGGCUUCUUGGUGCCACUCUUCUUGCUGCUGCUGAUCCAGGCACUGUCCGUGAGCGCGGCUGAGCGCUCCCACGAGGGCAAGUGUAGCUAUCUACACGGAUACAAUCCCUUCGAUGGAGGCUGUGCCAGCAACUGGUAUUUAACAAUGUGUGCACCGCUGGGACCCAAGUACAUGGCCAAAGCCAUCUGGCUGCAGAGAGUGCUGGGACAUGACUGGGUGCCCCUGCAGAACCUGCACUCACCAACGUGCCCCUUUGCACCCAGUUCCCCGAACCUCCCUGGGCCUAGCCCCCAGCCCCAAACUCUGAAUCUCUAUAAACCAAGCAAGGGGGUCCCAGGGAGUGGAGAGGCUUCAGCUCUCCAGGAGCUCCAUGCCAGCCCAAUGUUGCCCCUGCUGCAGGAGGCCCCCAGAUGA